AUGGCCUCCACCGUCCGAUCAAGCCUCCCUGCAAUUCGGACGCCUGCGCUGCGUGCCGCCACCGCUGCCCGCCCAUCCCCAUCGUUCCACCGCCCGCGGUUAUACAGCAGUGCCUCUGCUGCCCGCCAACAAGAGAAUGUCUUCCACACCCAGCUCGAGGACACCAAUGCCUCGUCCAUCCUCUCCUCGCUGCAGAAGCCCAAGGGCGCGCCGCAGACCCUGACCGAGAAGAUUGUGCAGAAGUAUGCCGUGGGCCUUCCCGAAGGCAAGUUUGUCAAGUCGGGCGACUAUGUCACCAUCCAGCCCGCCCACUGCAUGACCCACGACAACUCGUGGCCCGUUGCUAUGAAGUUCAUGGGCAUUGGCGGCUCCAAGAUUGCCAACAACCGCCAGACCGUCAUGACUCUCGACCACGACGUCCAGAACAAGAGCGAGGCCAACCUGAAGAAGUACAGGCAGAUCGAGGAGUUUGCCAAGAAGCACGGCGUCGAUUUCUACCCGGCCGGCAGGGGCAUUGGACACCAGAUCAUGGUUGAGGAAGGCUACGCAUUCCCCGGCACUCUCGCCGUGGCCUCUGACAGUCACACCAACAUGUAUGGCGGCAUCGGCUGCCUGGGAACCCCUGUCGUGCGCACUGACGCCGCCUCCAUCUGGGCCACCACCAAGACUUGGUGGCAGAUUCCUCCCAUUGCCAAGGUCACCUUCACUGGUCUUCUUCCCAAGGGUGUCACCGGCAAGGACAUCAUUGUCGCUCUCUGCGGUUUGUUCAACAACGAUGAUGUGCUCAACCACGCCAUUGAGUUCACCGGCUCUCCGGAGACCCUUGCCAGCCUGCCUAUCGAUGACCGUCUUUCCAUCGCGAACAUGACGACUGAGUGGGGUGCUCUGAGCGGCCUCUUCCCCAUGGAUGCUACGCUCAAGGGUUGGCUGCGCUUCAAGGCCACCGAGGCUUCCAUGUACGAAUCCAGCCGUCUCACCCGCUUCAACCACGAACGUCUUGAUGACCUCUUCGAGAACGCCCCGGUUGCAGACCCCGGUGCCACCUACGCCAAGAAGCUUUACCUUGACCUUUCCACUCUGUCCCCCUACGUCGCUGGCCCCAACUCUGUCAAGGUUGCCACCCCUCUUGCCGAGCUGGCUGCUCAGGAUAUCAAGGUCAAUAGGGCAUAUCUUGUCUCCUGCACCAACUCUCGGAGCUCUGACAUAGCUGCUGCCGCCCGCGUGUUCAAGGAGGCUGCUGCAAAGAACAACGGCCAAGUCCCCAAGAUCCCAGACCACGUCAACUUCUACAUUGCUGCAGCUUCGACCAAUGAGGAGGCCGCCGCAAGGGAAGCGGGUGACUGGGACACCCUUCUCCAGGCGGGUGCGCAACCUCUGCCCAGCGGUUGCGGUCCUUGCAUCGGUCUCGGAACGGGUCUCUUGGAGCCCGGUGAGGUUGGCAUUAGCGCUAGCAACCGCAACUUCAAGGGCCGCAUGGGAUCGACGGACGCCAAGGCCUACCUCGCCAGCCCCGAGGUCGUCGCUGCUAGCGCGCUGGCUGGCAAGAUCUCAGGCACCGGCUGGUAUGAGCAGCCCGAGGGUGUGACGGGUGUGGUCCGUGGUGAGGGAGACCUUAUCGGUAAUACCAUCGAGGAUGCUCUCGAGGCAAUCAUUGGCCAGGUUGAUGCCAUGGUAGCGACCGGUGAGCAAGCCAUCUCAGGCAAGGACGGCAGCUCUGAGUCAGAAUCUGCGGGUAGCGAAUCGCUGACGGAGAUCCUCCCCGGCUUCCCUGAGAAGGUGUCGGGUGAGAUCGUCUUCUGUGACGCCGACAACAUCAACACCGACGGCAUCUACCCCGGCAAGUACACGUACCAAGACGACGUCACUCGCGAGAAGAUGUCCGAGGUCGUCAUGGAGAACUACGAUAAGGAGUUUGCACAAGUUGCUAAGCCUGGCGAUAUCCUCGUGUCUGGCUUCAACUUCGGCUGCGGUUCGUCCCGAGAGCAAGCCGCUACUGCAAUUCUAGCCAAGGGUAUCCCGUUAGUCGUUGCAGGUUCGUUCGCCAACAUCUUCGGGCGUAACAGCAUCAACAACGCCCUUAUGGGAGUUGAGGUUCCGCGCCUGGUCGAACGCUUGCGCAACACGUUCGGUGAGAAGACGCUGACGCGGCGGACUGGUUGGACUUUUGAGUGGGAUGUUCGCCGGAGUAAGGUCACGAUCCAGGAGGGCGAGGGCGGCGAAAAGUGGAGCCAGAAGGUUGGUGAGCUGCCGCCGAACGUGCAGGAGAUCAUUGCGCUCGGUGGUCUCGAGAACUGGGUCAAGAAGAGCAUCGGAUUGUAA
Lasiodiplodia theobromae is the source of this 2319-nucleotide messenger RNA. Its product is annotated as Homoaconitase. The record is from RefSeq and is a predicted model, not a curated record. The transcript is spliced from 2 exons. Lineage: Eukaryota; Fungi; Ascomycota; Dothideomycetes; Botryosphaeriales; Botryosphaeriaceae. The coding region runs from base 1 to 2319 and encodes 772 amino acids. Gene Ontology annotation, biological process: L-lysine biosynthetic process. Gene Ontology annotation, molecular function: 4 iron, 4 sulfur cluster binding; homoaconitate hydratase activity.